Molecule: messenger RNA, 1429 nt
Organism: Leptopilina heterotoma
Lineage: Eukaryota; Metazoa; Arthropoda; Insecta; Hymenoptera; Figitidae
Gene: Art8
Product: protein arginine N-methyltransferase 6
Exons: 4
Coding region: 315-1379 (354 amino acids)
Biological process (GO): peptidyl-arginine methylation
Cellular component (GO): nucleus
Molecular function (GO): protein-arginine N-methyltransferase activity
Source: RefSeq, a predicted model, not a curated record
UAUUGUGUAUUGAACUUAAACUUUUUCUAAUUUUAUAUUCUAUUUUUUGCAAUAAUAAAAAUCAAUUUUUUUUAAUUAUUUUAUUUUUGCAAAGAAUAGUUCCUAAAAAAUGAAACACAUGAAAUCUUAACAAACUUAGGUGUAAAAAUUUAAUUUAAUCGAAAUUCUGUCCCUUACAUUUUCUUGAUAUCUAUUAUCUUGAAUUUCCCCCACCCAACUCGAAUAACCUUAUAAACGCACGUGGUGUCUAAUGUAUACUGUAACAAAACAAAUAAAUUUUAAAAACCUGGAAUCAUUUUUGCACAAAAAUAAAAAUGAGCAAUAAUUGUGACUUUCAACAAGAUAAUGCGAAAUAUUUUAAGAGUUAUGAAGAUUUUGAUGUUCAUCAGUUAAUGCUAAAUGAUAAAUCUCGAAUACAUUCAUAUAAGAAUGCAAUUUUUGCUAGUAAAGAUAAAUUUAAAGAUAAGACUGUUAUGGAUGUUGGUGCAGGAACAGGCAUAUUAUCAGUGUUUUGUGCCCAAGCUGGUGCAAAAACAGUUUAUGCAAUAGAAGCUAGUCAACUUGCUAAAAUUGCUAAAGAAGUUGUUAUUGAAAAUGAUUUUAGUGAUGUUAUUGAAGUAAUUGAAAGUUGUAUUGAAGAUGUUGAAUUAAAUUCAAUUGACAAAGUAGAUAUUAUUGUAUCUGAAUGGAUGGGUUUUUAUUUAAUACACGAAGGAAUGCUUGAUUCUGUUAUUUUUGCCAGAGAUCAUUUUCUUAAGGAAAAUGGACUUUUAUUUCCAAGUAUUGCUAAAUUGUAUGCAGCACCUUGUGAAUUGCCAUCAUUUUUUGAUUUUUGGGACGAUAUUUGUGGUGUUAAAAUGAGGUGCGUUGGGAUAGAACAUAGACGAGUAAAAUCGUUAAAACCAGAAGUAUCAAUUGUAGAGAAUCAACAUCUGUUAAGCUACGGCAAUCUUUUAAUGUGGUUAAAUUUAUAUGACGUUACAGUUGAAGACCUUAACUUAUUGUCAGGAGAUAAUACUGUCGCAAUUUGUAAAAAGGACGGAAAGUGUCAAGGUAUUUGUAUAUGGUUCGUAGUGGAAUUUCCAGAUGGUUCUGAAUUAUCUACUUCACCGUCAUGUGAACCAACUCAUUGGAAACAAUCGGUUAUAGUUUUACCAAAUGAAAUCGAACUAUGUGAAAGUGAUCCAUUGGCAUUUAAAUUAACUUUAAAUAGAAGCAAAUCGAAUUCUAGAUUUUACAAUAUGGAGUUGACUAUGUUGGAAGCUGACGAAGUAGAACAUGAAAUACCCUGUUCUUGUAAUAUGACUAAGUGUGUUAUUAUGCGCACUUACAUAGAAGAGCAAGAAUCAAAUGCUAAAAAUUUAUCUGAAAAUGUUUAGCAGCAAAACUAAAUUUUUAUCACUUUUUUCUAUAAAUAAGUAUAUAUUUU